This is a messenger RNA of Adelges cooleyi (spruce gall adelgid), 1547 nucleotides long. RefSeq lists its product as uncharacterized. The record is from RefSeq and is a predicted model, not a curated record. NCBI's taxonomy places the organism in Eukaryota, Metazoa, Arthropoda, Insecta, Hemiptera, Adelgidae. The transcript has 10 exons. Bases 367 to 1374 code for a protein of 335 amino acids.
AUUAAAUGGAAAACGUGACGCCCGCAUAUAUUGUUGUCUAAGUCUAAUAAAUUAGCAACAUAGGCCCAGAGCAAAAUUACGUUGGUUAGAUUUACAAAAAUUGCGUUUAAGUUUAAAAACAAAGCUUACCGUGUGUUAACACAUGUACAAUUGGGUCGAAAAACAACUCUUAAGUAUUUAACGUGUAAAUAAAAUAAAACGAAAAACAACUACCUACGAAUAUUUCCGUUUACAUAUUUAUGUUGGUUUUUGUCAAUCGCACCAUAUAAAAGACACCCCGAAUCGAAUCGAAUUCCACUGUUCAACCGACUUUGGUAUCGAAGACGUACUUCUGGUACAACAAAGUGUUUGAAAAAAAAAGCCAUCAUGCAUUUUAAAAUUGCUGUUAUCCUCUGUGCGUUGUACUUCGUGACCAUGACACAGAGCGUCGGAAUCAACCAGGAUCAAAUCAAAAAGGUUGUCGAUUUAGUAAAAAAAAACGAAAACGCUAAGGACCAAAUUACCCCAGAAAACAUCAGAAAAUUACUAACAGAUUUGGGCGUCGAAGAGAAGAAUUUGGAAGGGUGUACAUACGAAGCAGACACAAAAGACGGUAAAAAAGUACAAAGUAUAAUUGUGUUUCUGACCAAAAACAAGAAGACAGAAGACCUCUGGACGCUCAAAAAUUUAUCAUCCCAAGAAGUAAUAGUAUACUUGAGCCUGUUCAUACAUUAUGACAAAGAAGGAGGCGAUUUGGAUGGUCUAGUUGACAGCGAUGAAUUAAAAAAAAUCAUUGAAGCUUUAAGUUUAAAUGAUGGCGAGAAAGAAAUUUUGACAGGAAAAUUUCAAGAUGACCCAACAGUUAAUUUCGCCGAAUUCUUGUACGGCUAUUUGGAUGUAAAACAAAUAGGCAGAGGUCUAGACAUGGAACAGAUUACAAAUCUAAGCAAUAUUAAAAAAUUCAAAACAAACGACGAUUGCAUUCAACCUGAUAAAAUAACAGAAUUUAUCCAAGGGUUAUCAAUAAUUGAUGGCCAGCAUGAGAAAUGGGAAUUCGAACGCUUCCAAAAAUAUGCCUUGGAGUUGCAAGAGCUGGUAGUCGUUUCAGCAGAAUACAAUAAAACGGCCGACGAGAAAAAAAGAAUCGUCAUUCCUAGCCCCGCAGUAAGAGAUUAUGUAUCGGGUUUCGCUUUUCACGAUACGAACCAAGACGGUUUACUCUGCGGUAAAGAACUUGACGAUAUUGUGGACAAGCAUUUAAAAGGAGCUACUGCUGCCUCUAUCCUGGUAGACGGCAAUGACAAUGGCGACGGGUGUCUUGAUAUUUUGGAGAUCUUAACCGUGACAUUUAAGCAGUUUGAGCAACUUAAAACACAUUGUCCCUGUCAUAAAUAAACGCUGAAAAGUUUUAUGAGUUUUUACUGAAUUGAAUAUUAUAUUAAAUGAUUUACAUACUUAUAUUUUUUCGGGAGUGCUUUAAUUGUGGGUAAUACAUUUUAUGUUUUAUGAUUCUUUUCAAAGCAGUAUAAUUGUACACAUAUAUUUUAAUUAUUUAAUGAUUUUAGUAA